AGCAUGGUGGAGGAGUGGGACAUGCCCGGUGGCGAUCGCCACUGCGGCUGCGGCCGCACGAAGGCUACUCGUAACUUUCACACAAACGGAACCCCUCAGACCUUUGCGGCGAAGGCUAAACAGUGAGCUGGUCUUCUUCUCUUUGUCUACUUCGCACCUUCGGCUUCUUUUUGCCUGGAUGUCCUCGCAAUGCUUACACAAUGCAAGUUUUCUCGGCGAGGAUAGCCGCGUGAACUUCAACACGUGACUUCAAAGCAAGCCUAUAUAUUUCGACUGUUCUUCUUGGUGACUAUGUUGAAGAUAAAAUCAGCUCAGCAUCUCCUGAACACUUUCAUUGCCCUAGACAAACUUCAUCAUGUCUUCAAACGGUCUCCUCAUCAUCGGCAGCGGCCCCGGCAUCGGCGUCACAGCCGCCUCCCUCUUCGCCCAAAGGAAGUACACCAAAAUUGCCCUCGUAUCACGAGACAAGACUCGUCUCUCCAAGGACCGAGAAACCAUUCUGCAAGCCGCCAACUCGGUUGGCAAAAUAGUUGAAGUUCAAACAUGGAGCGUGGACAUCACCAACAGCGCAGCAUUCACGGCCGUCCUGAAAGAAACGGAGAAAUUCGCGACUUUCACUUGCGUGCUGUUUAAUGCUGCGAGAGUGGAGCCCAGCCAUCUGCUCACCUUCCCUGAGGAAGAGAUCUUGAAGGAUUUCAAGACAACGACAAUAGCACUCUACACCGCCGCGCAAUGGGGACUCCCUCUCCUCUCAGCACUCAAACCUGAAGACAAGCCAUCGUUGCUAGUGACAAGUAGUCUACUGCCUCAACAGCCCGCCCCACAGGUCUUCUCGCUGAGCUUGGCGAAAGCUAGCCAAAGGAACUUGGUUCAAAGUCUCGCGAUGACCCACCCGGAUGUGCAUGUUGCACUGUUGAAUAUUGGGGGGCCGGUGAGCAGGGAAGAUAGGUGGUUUAAUCAGCCCGCAAUUGCGAAGAAAUUCUGGGAAGUGCAUUCUCAGGAGAAGGAUAAGUGGACGCUGGACUUAGACCUUUUGGCUGAGGAGUAAAGAAGAGAGAGAAUAGUAAGGUGAACCAUAAACUUCAGAUCUGACGAAUCGAAUCUUGCUUCCUUUUUCUAUCGGGUAUAAAUAUUAAACUGCAGUUGAAAUUGUGAGUGAUCAGAAUCCAUCCCCGUUAUAAGCAAUCAACGUUGUCGUCGCAGCAUUUGCUCCCCUGGCACUCGCCCCCGACGCUCCAGCGAGCUGUUUCA
Hyaloscypha bicolor E is the source of this 1251-nucleotide messenger RNA. Its product is annotated as putative short-chain alcohol dehydrogenase. NCBI's taxonomy places the organism in Eukaryota, Fungi, Ascomycota, Leotiomycetes, Helotiales, Hyaloscyphaceae. The record is from RefSeq and is a predicted model, not a curated record. The coding region runs from base 356 to 1048 and encodes 230 amino acids. The transcript is spliced from 3 exons.